Messenger RNA from Arabidopsis thaliana (thale cress), 496 nucleotides. Its product is annotated as Bifunctional inhibitor/lipid-transfer protein/seed storage 2S albumin superfamily protein. Gene Ontology annotation, molecular function: fatty acid binding. Gene Ontology annotation, biological process: systemic acquired resistance. Lineage: Eukaryota; Viridiplantae; Streptophyta; Magnoliopsida; Brassicales; Brassicaceae. The record is from RefSeq and is marked reviewed. Bases 8 to 328 code for a protein of 106 amino acids. The transcript has a single exon.
AAAAGGGAUGAUUGUAAUGAAAAAGAGUCAGGUUUUUACAGUGAUGUUACUUAUGGUUAUGGUCCAGUCAGGUCUGGUGAGAGAGACGCUGGGACACCCAUGUGGUCGUACAUUUUUGUCGGCUUUGAUUCAGCUAGUGCCGUGUAGACCAUCAGUGGCUCCGUUUAGCACAUUGCCUCCGAACGGGCUAUGUUGCGCUGCCAUCAAGACACUUGGUCAACCUUGUUUAUGCGUUCUUGCCAAGGGACCACCCAUCGUUGGCGUUGACCGGACCCUCGCUCUCCAUUUACCUGGAAAAUGUUCUGCCAAUUUUCUUCCAUGUAAUUAAUUUCAUGUCUCUUGUUAUCAGUUAUUUGGAAUAAUUUCUCUAGAAAAUCACAAAAUGACAAAGUUUCUUUAGGAUCACUAUAUAUAAGAGAUACAGAUAAAACCUAGAAGAAUAAUCCUAAUGUAAUCUACAAGAGAUGGGUAAUUUUCCCUUCAAUAAAGGAAACGC